Messenger RNA from Mobula hypostoma (lesser devil ray), 16142 nucleotides. RefSeq names its product phosphodiesterase 3A, cGMP-inhibited (gene pde3a). The transcript has 17 exons. Gene Ontology annotation, biological process: oocyte maturation; positive regulation of oocyte development. Gene Ontology annotation, cellular component: cytosol. The coding region runs from base 5731 to 9144 and encodes 1137 amino acids. NCBI's taxonomy places the organism in Eukaryota, Metazoa, Chordata, Chondrichthyes, Myliobatiformes, Myliobatidae. Gene Ontology annotation, molecular function: calmodulin-activated 3',5'-cyclic-GMP phosphodiesterase activity. The record is from RefSeq and is a predicted model, not a curated record.
GCAUCGAUGGAAAGAGAAACAGUUAAUGUUUCAAGCUAAUGUACUUUCAUCAGAAUUGGAGUGCAUGCAGAGAAGAGGAGGGGUGCUUAACAUGCGUAAUACCUUAUGACAAUUCAUGCACCCUCUUGACAUCUGUCUCCAAAAUUAGAUUCACUCAAUACAACUGGAAAAGAAAAAAAAAAUCCUGAAGGUUAAAAGUGGUUAGUUUCUUUUGUAAGUUAAUAAUGCUUUAUUAAAAACACUCACAAGGAAGUGCAGGGCCAUUGGAAUAUACAAACGUACAUAUAACAUGACAAUUGUAAAAUCGUAGAUUCACCCAACAAAAAGGAAUAAUUGAAUUUCAAAACUGCCCUAGCCUCUGCUUUUCAGAUAUUAAAGAUUGCAAAUUUCAAUCAUUCGUGAACUCUGAUCAUCCCCUGGAUUUUUCUUCUCUGACUCCAUUUCUUCACCUUGUUUUCACUGCUCCUCCAAUCUUCCCCUCUGUGAUCCCAAGCAAACAGAACAAACCUCACCUUCAUCCCUGUGUUCACCUCAAUAUUUAUUUAUCUAUUUACUUAGAGAUACAGCACGGUAAUAGGUCCUUCUGGCUCAACGAGCCCGUGACACCCAAUUACGUGUGUGUGACCAAUUAACCUACUAACCCAUAUGUCUUUGGAAUGUGGGAGGAAACCCACACCAUCAGGGGGAGAACAUAAAGACUCCUUAAGACAGCAGCGGAAUUGAACGCUGGUCACUGGCACUGUAAUAUUGUUAUACUAGCUGCUACGCUACGUGACGCCCCAGGAACACUAGUGGUUGUGGGCUCGGUCAAGUGCUCUUCUGCUGCCUUCACCCUGUGAAAGUACCUCAGACUAUCUUCACUCAAGACUAUGGAUCCUCUUCAUCAGUCCUGAGGAAGGGUCUCGGCCCGAAACAUCAACUGUACCUCUUCCUAGAGAUGCUGCCUGGCCUGCUGCAUUCACCAGCAACCUUUAUGUGUGUUGCUAUGGAUCCUGUCCCUGUUCUUCAGAUUUACGCUCUAUUUAGACACUCCAAUGACAUUUAUGGAUGUAUUUAUUGCUGUUAUGACACUUAUCCUAUCAAUUCCUCCCCGCCCUUGGUCAUUCUAACCUACCUACCUCUGAACUUGCAGAAUUCCUCUCAUGAGGGACUGAUACCAGUAGUUGAUAAAGGUUGUGACAGUGUGGUUUUGUGAGCUGACCUCUAUCUUAAGGGGCUGAACACCAGCUCUAUUACACCUCCUUGUCUGGGCCACAAUCACACUUCUGAAUUUUGAUAUUGGUUCCCCUGGUGAUCAUUCCUGAAUGGUACCCAGCCUCCAAAUGCCCCAUUCUGGACUUCUUCCUUGCCAAGUUCCACAGGCAGGGCUGUCCUGGUUAGGCCAUCAUUUCAAACUGUUUUUGUGCCAUGGAACUCAACUCUUCCCACUCUUUCUUCCAUUGCUCAGCCUCUUCCUACUUACAUUCAUGACAUCUCCUCCAAUUUCCUGCUCACUUUCAUCAUGGACAUCCAAUUCUUUUACAUCUCUACUCCACACAAAACUGAUUUCAGAAUCAUUCCCCAUUCAGCACCAUCACCCUCAUUCAGCUGCCUUAACUUGUUCUCACAUUGAACAACUUCUCUUUUAACACCACUCUCUUCCUUAAAAGCAAAUAUAGCAGCUAUGGGAAGCUGUGGUUUAAUGGAACCUUUCUUGUUUCUGACCCCAUUCCUCACCCCUUGACUGGUUUAUCGAGCAUUGUUGCUGCUUCCCGCACUAGUACAGAAAUCACUUUUGUGUCAGCUUUUGCUACCAAUUUCCAUCAAGCUCUCAAUUACACCUGGACCAUCUCUGUCUCUUCCCUCUCCUCAGCUUCUCCAUCUCCAUCUCGGGGUCGGGGUGGGGGUGGGGGUUUGAAUCAGGAUGUUCAGAGGCCAAUACGUGCAUUUUAUGCUCACAGGCUCCCUUUGCUGUCCGGACUACACCACUUCCCAUCCUGCUUUGUGAGGACUCCAUUUCAUUGUAUAACUUCCCUAGGUAGAGCGGAUAUGGAGAGGAUGUUUCUUAUCGCGUGGGAGCCUAGGAACAGAGGGCACAGCCUCAGAAUAGCAGGACAUCCUCUUAGAACUGAAAAUUUUUUUAGCCAGGGGGUGAUGAAUCUGUGGAAUUUGUUGCCACUGAUAGCUAUGGAGACCAAGUCAUUGGGUAUAUUUAAAGCAGAGGUUUGAUAGUUCUUGAUGAGUAAGGGCAUCAAAAGUUACAGGCAGGACAUAAGAAGAUGAAGCCAUGGUGGAAUCAUGGAGCAGGCUCGACAGGCUGAAUGGCCGAAUUCUACUCCAAUGUCUUACGGUCUGAAUUCCACUUGUUUGCUCAUUUCUUCACUUCCUUCAUAUCUCUUUUGAUGAUGAUGUCACUAAUGCUUCUCAGAUGCUGCCUUUUUUCAACUAUGAUUUUCCUCCAUAAUCACUUCAAUUCCAGCUAUUGUAAUCAACUUCUUCCACCCACAAUCCUUCUUCUCCCUCUCUUGAGCAAAGAUUUUUGCCUCAUCUCUCUCCUCCAAAGUGUCUACAACCUUCCUUCCCCUGUUAUUGUUCCAUGAGAAAUCAUUCCCUCUGAGGCACCCUGAUUCACUUGUUCAUCUCCACCUAAACCAUACAACUGUAGGCACAUGUGCAAUGGGUAGAACUGUACCAUAUAGGUUUAAUAGUGACAUCCAGUACUGUAUUUGUGGAGUUUGCACAUACUCCCUCUAUGUUCAGCAGUUUCCUUCCAAUCACAAAGCCAUGCAGGUCAAUAGGUUAAGUAGCCUCUACGAGAAGCCACAGUGUAUGAGGGGUGAUUGACAACUUCGUGGCCUAAGGUAGGAGGAGUCAAUUUUAGAAAACCUAGCACAUUUAUUUUUCAACCUAGUUCCCUCCUACUUUUACACACUUAGUCCAGCAGUCGUGGAGCAUACAGAUCUUGGACCCCCAGAAAGUGUCCACAGCAGGGGUGAUUGAUAAGUUCGUGGCCCAAGGUAGAAGGAGGUGAGUUACAUGCACAGCUCUCGUUACAUGCACAUGCAGUUCAACGCUUAGAGUGAUUAUGCAGAAAGUUUGCAGUUAAUAACUCAACUCCUUCUACCUUAGACCACAAACUUAUCAAUCACCCCUCAUAUAGGGGAGAGGUGAAGAUGUGGGGACAAUUCUUUAAAAAAUAAAUUUGAAGUAUUAUUUGUGUACAUGAGUGGUUGAUAGUUGGUGUAGACUCAUUGGGCUGGAGGGCCUGUUUUUGUGCUGCAUCUCUCUCUCUAACUCUGAAAUGAAAUACCUUAAUUUUUAUCUCUUCCCACUUACCUCUUCCCAUUCCACCAUCCAAAGUAACAAAUAUCUAUUCCAGAUGAAUUCAAUUGUACUGCAUUUAGUGUUCACAACGUGGUUCUCCAUUUCAAUGCAGAAACCAAAUGCAGAUUGGACAUGCUGUUUUGCAGAACAACCUCAUUCAAUUCAUAAGGGAAUCUCUGAGCAUCCAAGUGCUAGUCAACUUUAAAUUUUAUUCCCAUUCCAACACUGAUCGUUCUGUCUCUUCCUCCAACAGCUCCAGUGAAACAACAUUUCAUCUUCCCAUUAGGUAUGUACAAACUUUAGGACUCAAUGUCAAAUUAAUCAAUUUCAGAUAACAAGCCUUUCCAGUUUGUGUCAGAAUGGUCAUUUGCCUGUAAUAUUGAAUCCAUUUCUUUCUCUCCACAGAUUGUGCUGAACUACUGAGUAUUUCCAGCAUUUUGUUUCAGACUUUCAAUCACUUCUCUUUUGUUUUAUUUUGCCAGAAUGGGACAUCUGCUGUGGAUUUAGUUUGUAGCCAUAUGUUUUUUUUUCUCUAACAACUGUGGGGCAGAUAGGUGAAAUGCAUUUGCAAGGCAUGACUGGUCUGUGCAUUGGCACAUGCAGCUCUUGGCUUUUGUGUGCAACAGCACUGAGCUGCACCAUUUCAAAGUUGUCCCGUUGCAUCAUUCUAACACCCUUCACUGCUUUCAGUGCUGCAAGGAAAGAAUUAUUUUAUCAACGAUGAAAAAACCUCAACAAGUUUUGCAUUUGAAUACACCUGCUUUCCCUAGGCUCUAUCUUUUAUCAUUUGCUUCAUUUUCACAUUUUGACCAAGGGCUGCCAGCCUCAACUGCUGACUCAUCAUUUCUCCCUCCACAUGCUGCCCACCCUACUGAGGGUUUAAGAAUCAGAUUUAUUAUCAUUGUCUUAUAUGAUGUGAAAUUUGUUGUUUGGUGGGAACAAUACAGUGUAAAGAUAUAAAGUUACUAUAAAUUACAAAAUAAAUUAAUAGUGCAUAGAAAAGGAAUAAUAUCGGGUUCAUGGACGUUAGUAAAUCUGAUGGUGGACGGGAAGCAGCUGUUUCAGAAUUGCUCUGUGUGGUUCUCUGAGCUCCUGUGUCUCCUCCCCGAUGGGAAUAAUGAGAAGACGACAAGACAUGUCCUGGAUGGUGAUGGUCCUUAAUGAUGGAUGCUGCCUUCUUGAAGCACCGCCUCUGGAAAGCGUUCUCAGCGGUGGGGAGGGUUGUGCCCACAAUGGAGAUAGCUGAGUCUACGACCUUGCCUUAUAUCAGAAACUGCACUUUUUAAAAAGUUACUGACUUUAUUUUCUUUUAGGACAGUAGCACUUUGAACGUGCUGCUGAUACUUUUACAACAAAUCAUGGUCCGAAAAGACGGAGACUUCUGUCUUCAACACCUGAGAGAAGGUGAUACUGCCAACACAAGAACAUUCCCUGACAAACAGCUGACAGCACGCACUGUACCACCCUGAUCAGUGAAGAGAAAGAGCAUCUUUUCCUCACUUUAGAUCGUUCGCCCUCUGACACUCGGCGGCAGUCUGUACUGUGGGAUGGCAUUUUUUUGGGAGUUCCUCACGGCGAGGGAGGGUUUGCUUGGUGGAGUUUAUACAGGUGGCCAGCGGUGAACAGGCUACCACGGCCACGUUUGCUCUGAUGUUUGGAGACCCGGCUCAAUCUGCCCUCCGCUGUUGACUGCGACGCCCAGUACUAAAUGAACGCCAGCAUGUUAACGCUCUUCUAAGUUGGAGCCCGAAAGCCCUGCUCGGUGUUACCUCGUUUAGUAUCGCUGGUCUUUCCGGACCACGGGAGAGAGAAGGGGACUGAGGUGGGCUGGGUGCAAGAGAGUGAGGGAGGGAGGAGAGUGGGGGAGGGAAAGAGAGGAAGAGGAGGAAAGGAUAGAGAUAGGGGGUUAGUGGUCCAACAGAAGAUGAUGAAGGCAGCGGCAGCUCUCCUCGUGUUUUCUGCAUGGGGCAAGGAGUGAAGGGGGAGAGAGAGAGAGAGAGAGAGAGAGAGAAGGUGGAGUAGGGAAGGGGAGCCGUUCGCAAUGCUCAGCACGGCCUAGAUCGGCCAGCGUCAAGGACCCGGCUUGUCAGUCGGCUCCCGGUGUCAUGUCGUUCGGGAGCUUUGGCGCCAGGAGCGAGCGGCGGGCCGGCUUCACGCUGAGGGGUUAGAGAGAAAGUGUGAGGGGGAGGUGGGAGGUUUCGUCACCAAAGUGGCCAAGCAUCCUCCACACUCCCCUCACCCACCUCGGAACUUUGUGUCUGUGUGGAAAGACAGCGAGAGAGAGAGAGGGGGAGAGAGCUGUUUGUUUGACCAAGUGUUCAAUAGAGGAAGGGGUGGAGGAGAGAGGAGGGUGGGGGGGGGGGGAAGGGAGAGAGAGAGAGAGAGAGAGAGAAAAAAAAACUUUCUACUAACAUACUAGAGGAGACGAUGGCAUCACGGCUGCAGCCCGCUUCGCCCCGGAGUAAAGCAAGCACUGAUCCCGACAGGGGAGGAGGGGAACGCAAUGGUUACGUGCGGGGCUGUGUGAGCCCUCUGCGCCGGGACCGGGGCUGCCCGGUGGCUUGGGGUGGACUGGCGGGCAGCGGCCGUCUGCUGUCUUCGGCCGCCGGGGUCGCCUCGCUGUCCGUGCUGCUGGGCGCUCUGCUGCGCUGGCUGGAUGCCGGCGGCGGGCUGCUGACCCUGUUGCACUCCGCGCUGCCCCUCUUCAGCCUGAUGAGCGCUUUCUUCUGGCUGGCCCUCUACCUGACCGGCUGCGGCAGGGGUGAACUCGCCCCCCGGCUGCUGGCCGCCUGCUCGCUGGCCGAGACUCUGCUGCAGGCACUGCUGGUGGGCGAGGAGCAGCUGCUGUCGUUCGGAGCCACCGCCGUGUUGCUGAGCUGCCUGGCCGCUGCCACCCUCAUGGUCUUGCGGGUGAGCCAGGGUGUGUGUACCAUCCUCUUCACCAGCCUGUUGAGGACCGUGUCGUUGCUCUCCCUGGAGCGAGUGCGGGCCAGUUGGAGACCCUUCCUGGCUUACUUGAUGGGCAUACUGGGAGUGAUGCUGGCCAGGUACGCCGUGCGCAUCUUGCCCCAGGGAGUGCCACCGGCAGCCGCCGAGGACAAAGUUCCUGUCAUCAAGCGAAGGAGGAGAUCCAGUUCGGUUAUUGCUGCCGAGAUGCCUAAUAGUCAACUGGGCUCUAAGCCCCACCGCAGGACAUCGCUACCAUGCAUUCAAAGGGACCAGAUCCUUUCGCACUCUGAAUGGGAUCAUAAGCGUGCUUACCGAGGAUCACAGGAUCUGGACAUCACGGGCAAGGCCAUCUUUCAUUGCCCAUCCCUACAUGCCUUUGAGAAGAUGGUGUCUUCAGGCACUAGUGUCACCGUCGAUAUAGCUGUGAUGGGUGAAGCUCAUGGACUAAUUACAGACCUGUUGGCUGAACCUUCCUUGCCUCCCAAUGUCAGUACCUCCUUGAGAGCUGUCAGCAAUCUGCUCAGCACCCAGCUGACCUUCCAGCCCAUCCACAAGCCAAGAAUAAAUCCACUGGUGUCAUUCAGCGAGUCCUCAGUUUGUUCUGAUGGUGAAGAAUGCCAAGGAGAGAAACUUGCUAUCCCAAAGCGACUGAGGAGAAGUCUGCCCCCAGGACUGCUAAGACGGAUUUCAUCUACUUGGACAACGACCACCUCUGCCACCGGUCUACCUACUGUGGAGCCAGGACCUGUCAGGAGAGACCGCAGUUCAAGCAUCAAACCCACUCAUGAGGCUUCACUGGGCAGUUCUUGUAGUCCAGAAUCUUACAACUGUUCCUCCUCAGUAUUGCUGACUAUUUCCAAAAGCAGAUCCUUCUCGGCCUCCCAUGCUAUUGCUACACCUAACCAUAUGAAUGCCAAAAGGCAAAUGCGACAAGGUUAUUCUUCAAACAUCACACCUCUCACUUCCCCAUGCCAUUCACCAAUCCAGGGGACUCCUGCUGGUAGUCCCACCAGCAAAACUUCUGCCCUUGAAUUUCCAGACACUGCAGAUAUAAUCACCAAACCAGGCCGCAAUCCGCAUAAGCCUUUAACGUACACUCAGAGCGCACCAGAUGUUGCAGGACAGUUCAGGAGCAACUGCAUUGUUUGCAGUAGUUGUGGUCGGCCAUUCAGCAAGCUGACGCACUCGGAAAGCAUGGGGGGAAGAGUGGAGACAACAGUGCACUCACUGCACCGGACAGAUGACCCUGCUCAAGCCACCUCUGACUAUGACAGCACCCACGAGACAAAUAACAGUGACAGUAGUGACAUUGCACAGAACGAUGACGAUCAGGACUCCUCUGCAAAAGGCUUAGAACAAUCUCUCAAAGAAUCUGACUGCAGACUCUACAGACCAGAGGACAUCACAUUACACCACUUGAUUCCAGCCCAGGAAAAAGCAAUCCUUGCUCCAGAGCCUCUUCUAAUGGAAGAUCUGGAGCUGAUAUUUACACAACUCAACAACUGGAAUUUUCCCAUCUUUGACCUCAUGGAGAUGACGGGCUCAAAAUGUGGCCGGAUACUUAGCCAGGUAGCAUUCAGACUGUUUGAAGACACUGGGCUUUUUCAAAUAUUUAAAAUCCCAUUAAAAGAGUUCAUGAACUACUUUCACGCAUUAGAAAAUGGGUACAGAGAUAUACCCUAUCACAAUCGCAUACAUGCCACAGACGUGAUGCAUGCCGUCUGGUACCUCACCACACAACCUGUCCCAGGACUGCAGACGAUAAUCGGUGAUCAUGGCUCAAUGAGCGAUUCAGAUUCAGACAGUGGAAUCACUCAUGGACACAUGGGAUUCGCCAUAUCAAAAACAUACAGUGUGACAGAGGACAGAUAUGGCUGUGUUAUUGCCAAUGUCCCAGCCUUGGAGUUGAUGGCCCUUUACGUUGCUGCAGCCAUGCAUGAUUAUGAUCACCCAGGAAGAACCAACGCCUUUCUGGUGGCAACCAGUGCACCACAGGCUGUUCUCUACAAUGACCGUUCAGUGUUGGAGAACCAUCAUGCUGCCUCAGCAUGGAACCUGUUCAUGUCGCAGCAGGAGUACAACUUUCUGGUCAACUUGGAUCACGUUGAAUUCAAGCGAUUCCGAUUUCUUGUCAUCGAGGCCAUAUUGGCCACAGAUCUCAAGAAACACUUUGAUUUUCUUGCAGAGUUCAAUGCAAAGGUGAACGAGGAGGUGGGACCGGGUAUUGACUGGGCAAAUGAAAAUGAUCGCUUGCUGGUUUGUCAAAUGUGCAUUAAGCUCGCUGACAUCAAUGGGCCUGCCAAGUGCAAGGAGCUUCAUUUAAGAUGGACAGAAGGGAUUGUUAAUGAGUUUUAUGAGCAGGGGGAUGAGGAAACGAGUCUCGGACUUCCCAUCAGUCCAUUCAUGGACCGCUCAGCCCCACAGCUGGCUAAACUUCAGGAAUCAUUCAUCACCCAUAUAGUGGGACCACUGUGCAACUCCUACAACUCAGCAGGCUUAAUACCAGGUAGAUGGGUGGAGGAUAACGAGGAAGAAGAGGAGGAUGAGGAAGAAGCAGAAACAACAGAAGAGGAGGGUGCAUUGGAAACAACUACAAAACGGGAACGGCGCAGGAAGCAAAGGAAGGUCUUCUGUCAGAUCAUGCAGCACCUAAUGGAAAAUCAUGAAAUGUGGAAGAAGGUCAUCGAAGAGGAACAGGAGGAGCGUAGGAAAGCAGACCUCGAGAAGCAAGAGCAGUCCUCCCUGCUUCAAAGCUCAGAGACAAUCCAGGCAAUCACUGAGGAGGAGGAGGACAAGGAAGAGAAGAAUCUUGAAGAAUCAGAGGGGAAGUCUGUGAAAACCAGUUCAGUCACAAACCUAACCCAGGAGACUUUAGAAGAUAAAAGUGACUGAAUGUGUACUGACCUUUUCUUUGUUCCCAGCACAUUUUGACACAAUACUGUAGAUGUAUAGAGCAAUGUGCCUACAGCUGAGAUGGUAUAAUAUUGCCAUGAGCUGCAGCCAGAAAUAAAUGAACACCAUGAAUGAGGAAGCCUCUAUAACGCACCACUGGCUGACUUAGACUUUCAACACACAAUUGCUACCAAUACGAUUAUGGUGCACUUUUUCAUUGACAUGUCUUGUUUAAUAUUGCUUGAUACACACGUCUGUAAAAAGAAAUGCACUCACUUGCUAUGCAACAGCAGUGAGUAUCAAAUGAAGGAGGACAUAUUUCUAAAGCAUAGGCUUUACAGAAAAUGCUGCGGUACUCUAUCCCUAACUUUUGCUCCACUUUUGAGUGAAAGUUGAUAGCUUUAUCAGAAUUCUGAUACAGCCCGAUAAUACCUUUUGUGUAUAUAACCUUGUGGCUCACCAGCUCUGUAUAAGCAAUCUCUUGAAGCAUAGCUGUAGUUCUUGUACAUUGCAAACACCACCAUGAACAAAUGUUUUAGGAAAAGCCUAACAGAUCCAUGAUGGGCCAUUUCACUUUAUAAAAAAGCACCUGCUACAAGCCAAACUUCUAGUCAAGAAUUUAUAUCCAUUUUGAAUAUUUUUAUUGUUUAUUUUACAUUCAAUGAUAAUUAUUUGCAGAAAACAACAGUUUAUUGUAGAUACAAAGAACAUUUUCUAUUGGCUUUUGUAAAUAGCAAGCUCUUAACCCAGUUUUUUUGUGAUUUUGUAAAGAUGGCUAUGAAAACUUCACACUUAAAAAGACAUUCUUAUGAUAUUGACAGAACUUAGUACAUUCUUAUAUAACACAACACGAUAAAGUAGAUGCAAGUUGCGGCAAAUAGUUAAUUUUAAAAGAUGAUCAUUCUUUGGAUUAUUUUUGCUGCAAGGUUAAUCCUUAAGAAAUCGUUUACUACUGAUAGGACUGAGGUGAUUGACAAGAAAAUUAGACAGUACCACCUCAGAUUUUCUGAGGCCCAUGUAUCUGCACAUUUUAGACAUUGUGUGAGAGUUGGUGGUGAUAAGGACUACAGUGAAUCAUAGCAUCUUUCCUUCUACACCUUGCGUCAUAUAAGACUGAAGCAUUGGACAAUCAACCAGACAGUCUCAUCUUCUAUGACUUGAUCUAACUCUACACCUUGGGUCAAUGGCCACGUCAUCAUGGUGGUUAUGUUUCGAGCCCAACAAUCCAGUCACAUGAAGCAAGGAUCUCCAGACAUUAAUUGGAGUCUCAUUACAGGGGGAUUGACUUCAGUCAACUAAACAGCUCUUAAAUCAGAUCUUAAUGCUGGUAAUGGAGGCUGGUAAAUUACGGAGUUUUGUGUUCCCUAAUUUCCUUUUGGGAAGAAAAUCUGACAUCCUUUCAUGGUCGGGCCAUGUACAACUCUCACGUGCAGCAGGAUGGUUUAUCCACAGCUGUGCUGUGAAAUAUCCCAGCAAAGACUGUCAGGAAUGAGCAACAGAUGCUGAAUAUGCCUUUUAAUCCCCAAAAUUUGUUUUUCUUUAAUGUGCAAGAGCUCCUUUUUUUUCCCUGUUAAAAAUAACUUUGUUUAACAUUUUUUUUUAUUUUGAGAUCAAAAUCAUUUUAAAUGUGAAGGAAUUUAAAUAAAUAUAAAAGGAAUCUAAUCUUCUCCAGCUGCCCACAUCUCACCCUCAGGGGUUGAGGUCAAUUGCAAUUCAAUGCCAAGACUGAUACACUUUGACUCUUGGUGACAACUGAGGCAAAUGAAAUGAAUGGAGGUAUGGAUUAGUCAAGGUAUAACCGAAUGAUAGAAAAGGUUCAUGGGGAAAAAUGGUCUCUCCCUGUUCUUUUGUACCUGAGCCAUAGGAUGUUACGUACUAAUUUAAUCUUUAAGGGUUAGUGUUUGUAAGUACAGUUAGCAUUGUUCUAAAUGUGAGCUGCAGUGCUUGACAGUUGCCCAGGAUGAUAAAAGGGAAGUCAAUCCUUACAAUUUCUAAAAUUAUUAGCAUAACUGAAAGUAUCAUCCAUGGCCCAUAGAUUUGCACCACUCCUAGGAUAGUGUUAAAACAAAUACAGAACCCUGGCUAAAUCUCUACAGUCUCCAGGUUAAUGAUACAGCCUCCCACUGUAACUAGUGCUCUGCUCCAAAUCCUAUGCCAGCUCCUUGAAAUCUUUGCACUCUGACUGAUUCUAACAUAGGACUUUUCAUCUGUGCAUAUUUUUUCCUUAAUAAAGCUUCACACUUUUUAAUUGUUAUUGCGUGAUUAAAAGAAAGGAAUAUUGGAUAUAUUUCAAGAGCACAGGUUCUGUGUUCAUUUAUUAUACUGUAUACCUUCCCUAAUGUUCAAGGACUGCAGAAAGAUUAGUUAACAUAUAACGUCAUCAGAAAGUUGCAGCUUACAGAUCAUUUCAACAUCGGUUACAAUCCCACAUCACCAAUCUACUCAUUUUUUAUGUUUUGUUGACCAAACAAAAUGAUUAAACAAUAAUUUUGUUUUUGCACAAAACCUGGAUUUCUUUAAAAGCAUUUUGAGAGCAGAAGUUUAAAAUUCUGGAAAAGUUGUUUGAAUCUUCACCAACACUCAUUUCAGUACUGAAUAACCUUUCAAAUAUCAAAAGCCUUCUGCUUUCAAAGUUAUUUUCUGCGGUGCUCAUUAUUUUAGGGAUUUUACAUAAGUGCAAAUGUUCCAGCAAAGGAUAAUGAAAGGGGAACUACAAAAACUUUGAAAAUUGGUGCAAUUUCACACAAAGUCAUAAAUGAAUCAUAAAUAUGAAGGUACUCAUUGAAUGAUUUAACACUGAAGGAAAACAGUCACUUCAGAGUAUGUGACAACAUCCAUGCCUUCUCUUAUUCUUAUCCUAAUAAUUAAACUCACCUAAAUUAACUUGGUUUUCUACACUUAUGCAUGGUAGGUCUAGUUUAAGCCAAGUCUCUCAAAUCAUUGCAGUCUACAUGGCACCAAGUUGCAAUUCAGAACAUCAGAGGAAUUAAAGUGAAUAAAAAUAAAUUUGUUAGUGGCUAUUAGAGAACAAAUGUACUUCUGCAAUUCUCUGUUGGUGUUAAUUGAAAUCUCUGUUAUUAUACCAGUGCAGUCAUUACUGAAAGGCUGUAUUGUAAUUUAAACAGGAAAUGCUCAGAAGGUCUGGUAGCAUCUGUGGAAACAGAAACAGUUAAUGUUUCCAAUUUAAUUUACUUCUUCAGCGAGAGAGUGAAAAUAGUUAGCUUUGCAUAGAAGAGAAUUGGUGGGGGUGUGCAGGGUGGCUGGUGGAAUGAUCGUCAUGAAGGGAAUAUCUGUUAUAUGGUGAAGCUUGGUCAAAAGGUUCGAUCGAGGUUGCUAUUCUUUGUCUGAACCAUGCAUUGCUGACUGUAAGUCUGUGAGACAGAAUCAGCAAGUGAGGAUAUACUAGUAGAGAGCAAAAUUGAGCUAAUUUCACAGAUGGGUGACUUACAAUGGAAAUAGCCCAUUUUGAUAGAAACAGAGAAAAUGAGUUAACUACUAAUGCAGAAUUCAACAUUGAGUCUGGAAGGCUGCAAUGUAGCUUCGUAAAAUUCACAACUAGCCUGAUCACAACACCCAAGUUUAAUAAUAGCCAGAAUGGAGAAAAGAAAAUGGAUAUAAUCUUCUUAAGGAGGCUCAUCUACCAGAUGAUACAAUAAGACCAUAAGACAUAGGAACAGAAUUAGGCCAUUUGGCUCAUCGAGUCUGCUCCACUAUUCAAUCAUGGCUUAUUCAUUAUCCCUCUCAACCCUUGCUAAUUAAGAACCUAUCAACCUCUGUUUAAAUAUACCCAAUUAUUUGGACUCCACAGCUGUCUGUGGCAAUGAAUGCCACAGAUUCACCAUCCCCUGGCUAAAGUAAUUCCCCUUGGCCUCUGUUUUAAAUGGACAUCCUUUUAGUCACAGGCUGUGCCCUCUGGUCCUAAGCUCUCCCACAAUUGGAAACAUCCUCUUCACAUACACUCUAUCUAGGCCUUUCAAUAUUCAAUAGCUUUCAAUGAGAUUCGCGGCCCCCCCCCCCCGCCAUUCUUCUAAACUCCAGCAAGUACACACCUAAAGCCAUCUAAUGCCCCUGCUAUGUUAACAUUUCCAUUCUUGGGAUCAUUCCCAUGAACGUCAUAGACCCUCUUCCAUAGUUGCUCAAUAGGUCCCUUUUCAAGCUGUUGUACAUGAAAGCAAAACAGAAAAAGAAUUCAGAUUAUCUAUACUACUCAGGGCAAAGAAUUCUUUCACAAUCAAAGUACAUUUACCUGAAGAAAAAUUGGAGGCAUAAUUAGCCUGAUUUCCAAAGCAAAUUAAUACUGGUGAUAAGAGUUCUUGAGCUUAUUCAUUCAGGCAUCUUCUAAGCUUGUUCUGUUUAUAAAAUGCUUUCUGGUAUUCACCUUCUUGCUCCUGUGAGCAUAACUUGUGUUUACCUCUUGAAGCAGGGAGUGGUAACUAUUGGCCAAUUGUAAAAUGCUUACUUUAAAAGUGUCAAUAACCCUGUUGCAAAACUUAGCAAACAAAAGAAUUCUGGACAGCAGUGGAUUGAGGUAUAAAGGUGAUUAAUAGGGUAUGCACCAUAAAUAAGCCAGGCUACUAGUGGGUCAGUUUUUGAAUUUUAUGGAUAGUGUUUUUUGCAAAGAACUUACAAGCAGUAAUUUGAUUCUGUAAUUCUUAUAUCUAUGGAGAACAUCAGCAAAUCUGGCGUUGGUUUCUUAUAGUCAAGCAAUGCAAAUGCACGGUAUUUUGUAAAGCCAAUGAAACAGUACCCAAAAAUUUAACUGAGGUGCACCAACUUUUCAAGUGAAGGCCAGAGUAUUUCUAAGCCUGUUUCUAAUGAAAGACUGGUAUAGUUUAAAUUUGCCAAGGUGCCAGGAACUCCUUGCAGUCAGUUGACCACAGAAUCUGUGACUAGCACUUUAAGGGUUAAUAAUGUUCGCCUUAUGUAGGUGUCUGACUACCUACCAGGAUGUGAAAAGACACUGGAAAGAACAGCAGAGUGUAUUUUAAUUAUAUAAUAAGAUGUAGUUUUAAGGACAAUAGUGUUCCAUACAUUCCAAUUCUUUUUUAAAUAAUUGAAUGAGUUAAAUGUAAAAAUUCACUUCAAGGUAUAAUGCACAGUAUUUAUAUUCACCAAGGCUUUCUACAUUUAUAUAAAUGGUUUGUUAGAGGAUUCAAAUAAGAGAAACGUAAGUAGAUAUAAUUAGCUGUAGAUGUACAUUUAUUAGAGGCAUUAAAAUAAUUAGCAGUCCUUUCAACUGUCAGUUGUUAAUUCUGUUUAUUUCACACGUGUUUGUGAUAUUGUGAUUUUCUUUUUUAUUUUUCAGUGUGCCGUAAAUAUGUAAAUUCAAUUUUGUUCUUUUGUAUAAUGUAGUUCCCAUGAUGGUGAAAUCAUUAAGAUAGAAUCGUCUAUUGUGUUUACGCAUUAGUUUUGUUAAUUAUGAAGAGCACAAGAAUGGUGUGUCAUUAUUCCAAGUGUAAAUUAAAUAACGUAUCAUACACUGCCUAACAGUUGAUACAAUCUUUACACGUUUGAGGUUUGUGCCUUGGCAACUUCUUAUGUUCAGUGUCAUAAUUUGAUCAGAAAAGUUAUCAAUGUAUAUUUAUCAUUUUAAUUUGUUGAAUUACAAGACAUUUUAUAUGAAAAAGGAACCCUACAGAGAGUUGCAGAACAUAUGUGGGAAACUCUCCCUCACCCAUUAUGAAAUCCAAUUAAAGAUUUGUCUAAGUGUGGCAGUACUGACAGAUGACAUAAAGCAGACUUCUGUCUUCGGUUGAGAGUAAUCUACCGGUAAAAAUUUUAAUAUCAUCUCUCACCUGCCACUGCUUAUGUGCCUCUGUAGCAUUAAUCUUUUCACAGAAAAAUUACGCAUCAAUUGAAAGGGGUAUCUCAACAUUGUUUAGUUAUAUGUAACAGGUGUACCAUAUGAAGAGAGUGAGGGUUGAAUUCAUCUGUUGGUGCUGUUGCUUAAAAUAAAAAUUUCAUCCUUGUCUAACAUCAACAACAAUUUGAAUUUCAAUAGAGCUUUCACUAUAGUAAAAUACUCCUAGGCACUUCAUGGGAAUAAUAUUGAAUAAAAUUUGAUACGCUUUUGCCUUGACAGGACCAACAUAGAUAAUUAUUUUUUAAGAAAUACAAAAUGUCAUUUUAUUAGAGUGUUUUUAUUGUUUCUGUCACUACAGUCAACCUUCUCCACAUAAUUGCCCAUUAUCCCUUCAUUUAGCUUAAGAAUGAGCCCUUGCUAUUUGUUAUAUCAAAUCACAAAUUCAAUGUAACUCCUCACGUGAUUUGCACUCAACACACAAAGCAAUAGCUAAUGUUUCAUUCACAAUUCUUUAAGUCAAGGAUUCCAUAUAUCUGAUUAAAUAUCCUAUUUUAUACAGUAGAUUAUGUACAGAAUAAAUCUUUCAGAUAGGUGUUAUUUAUUUUUACUGUUUUGUAAGUUAGACACUAUACUGUAUCUCUAAUGGCCAGAAUAAUCGGAAAGUGCCUCUUGGUAAACUGUAUAGUACAGAAUAUAUAAAUACUUAUUCAAUAUUUUAGAAACAUCUGUUGCUAACUGAAAAAUGUAGAUGUUUUAAUGCAAAGACAGUUGUACAACAUGAAAUUAAUUCUGUGGUAUUGUGCGUCACUUCUUUGUCUACACACGUAAUGCUUGGCUUGGAGUUACUUUUCCAUGUCCUCCUUCAGUUGCAGAAGUCUGUGCUGCCAGCUGAGCACCUUGGAUUGAUCUCCUCCAAGAGGAGCCCUAUGAUUUUGCAAUUUUUAAGACGAGCGCAUAUACUUGAAUUAGGAAAGAGAAAUCAGUAUUCAAGGUGCUUCACUAACCAGUAGAUUAAUUCUGAGAGGCAUUCUCUCUCAAAUACACAUCAAAGUCAAGUCACUUUUUAUUGUCAUUUCGACCAUAACUGCUGGUACAGUACACAGUAAAAACGAGACGAUGUUUUUCAGAACCAUGGUGCUACAUGAAACAAUACAAAAGCUACACUGAACUACGUAAAACAACACAAAAACUACAC